Molecule: messenger RNA, 4416 nt
Organism: Echinops telfairi (small Madagascar hedgehog)
Lineage: Eukaryota; Metazoa; Chordata; Mammalia; Afrosoricida; Tenrecidae
Gene: TOM1L2
Product: target of myb1 like 2 membrane trafficking protein
Exons: 16
Coding region: 52-1638 (528 amino acids)
Biological process (GO): signal transduction
Cellular component (GO): membrane; endosome
Molecular function (GO): ubiquitin binding; clathrin binding; phosphatidylinositol binding
Source: RefSeq, a predicted model, not a curated record
GAGGCCUCGGCAGCAGACAGGGUUCGGGUGGCUCCCGGCUGUCUGCCCACGAUGGAGUUCCUCCUGGGGAACCCGUUCAGUACCCCGGUGGGGCAGUGCCUCGAAAAGGCAACAGAUGGCUCCCUGCAGAGUGAGGACUGGACGUUGAACAUGGAGAUCUGCGACAUCAUCAACGAGACGGAGGAAGGGCCCAAGGAUGCUAUCCGAGCCCUGAAGAAGCGGCUCAAUGGGAACCGGAACUACAGAGAAGUGAUGCUGGCAUUAACUGUGCUGGAAACCUGUGUGAAGAACUGUGGCCACCGCUUCCACAUCCUUGUGGCAAACCGUGAUUUCAUCGACAGUGUUCUGGUCAAAAUCAUCUCUCCCAAGAACAACCCUCCCACCAUUGUACAGGACAAAGUGCUUGCUCUGAUCCAGGCUUGGGCAGAUGCCUUCCGGAGCAGCCCAGACCUCACGGGCGUUGUGCACAUAUACGAGGAGCUGAAGAGAAAAGGGGUCGAGUUUCCCAUGGCAGAAUUGGACGCUCUGUCUCCAAUACACACACCACAGCGGAGCAUCCCUGAAGUGGAUCCAGCCGCCACCAUGCCCAAGCCCCAGUCCCAGCCAAGGACGACUGCUGGCCCCUACUCCUCGCCUCCUGCUCCUUCCUCCGCUCCGCAGGCCCCACCACUGAGCGUGACUGGCCCCAUCACAGCCAACUCAGAACAGAUUGCCAGGCUGCGGAGCGAACUAGACGUGGUCCGAGGAAACACAAAAGUCAUGUCGGAGAUGCUAACAGAAAUGGUCCCGGGGCAGGAGGACUCCUCUGAUCUGGAAUUGCUUCAGGAGCUGAACAGGACGUGCCGGGCCAUGCAGCAGCGCAUCGUGGAGCUCAUCUCCCGAGUGUCCAAUGAGGAGGUCACGGAGGAGCUGCUGCACGUGAACGACGACCUCAACAACGUCUUCCUGCGCUAUGAGAGGUUUGAACGAUACAGGUCAGGUCUCUCCGGACAAAAGGCCACUAAUGGAGUACUGAGUGAGGUGACCGAAGACAACCUGAUCGACCUGGGCCCCGGCUCUCCGGCUGUGGUCAGCCCCAUGGUGGGGAACACGGCGCCACCGGGCACGCUCUCCUCCCAGCUGGCAGGCUUGGACUUGGGGACCGACAGUGUCAGUGGCACCCUCAGCUCACUCCAGCAGUGUCACCCCCGUGACGGCUUCGACAUGUUUGCCCAGACGAGAGGGAAUUCCUUGGCUGAACAACACAAAAUGGUGACCUACGAGGAUCCACAGGCAGCCAGGGGACUGGCUUCGUCACUAGACAGUCGGAAGCAGAGCUCCGAAGCGCAGAGAGGUAAAGGUGUGGACUUUGACCUGGAGCCUAUAGACACCUGGCUAAUAACCCAAGGAAUGAUCCCCGUUGUGCAGUCCUCGGUCAUGGACGACAUUGAGGUGUGGCUCAGGACGGACCUGAAAGGUGACGACCCGGAGGAAGGGGUCACGAGUGAAGAAUUUGAUAAGUUCCUCGAAGAGCGAGCCAAAGCUGCUGAGAUGGUCCCUAACCUCCCCUCCCCUCCGGCGGAGGCCCCCGCCCCAGCCUCGGCCCCUUCGGGCCGGAAGAAGCCUGAGCGGUCUGAGGACGCCCUCUUCGCCCUGUGAGCUGCUGUUAGGGUGUGCCUCUCCAGAGACCCCGGCAGCCAGUGUCCGGUCACGUCCAGGCACCGGCCCCUCCUCCCAGGCCCACUCCUGUGUCUCCAUGGAAACGCCACUGUGUUUGCUCCCAGAUCCCCACUCAUCAGGACCAACUUGCACCAUCUUCAUUUGGGGUGGGGGGCAGCGUGGGGAGGGGGCAGCCCCUUGGCUCACCACACUCCCUCAAGGCCGCUCCAGAUGGGCAGCCUUUGGGCGCUGUGUCUAGAGGAGGCUCUGGCUCCCCCACUGUGUCCAGCUAUGAGCUGCUGCUCUGGGGGAGCCAGGCCUGCGGGCAUGCCCAGUCCGGGCUCCCUGCUCCAGCUGCUGUUCCCUGACAGAUGUCACUCGCAGCACCUGGUGUGCCAGCACUUUAGAAGGUUCUGUGGGGGUCCCCGCAAGGGACCUCUCACCUUCUGGACCACAUCUCUGUCGCUGAGCUGCUUGCUCAGGCUUUAGGCCCUGCCCGAGUUGACUCCUGCAGGCUCCUGGCAUGGGAGCGGUUCAAGGGGGCUACCAGGGCCGCCCCAUCCCCUGGGCAUGGCCAUGCAGCACGCUGCCUAGUGCCUGCAGAGAUCAUUCGAAACACUACUAGCCAGACGCAGCCUGUACCCUCACAGCAUCACGCAGGGGUCCCUCUCCGGAGGGAUUUGUUUGGGAAGGCUUCCGGCACUGUUGUGUGCCCAGCCUGGGGCAGCCUGUGUCCACCUGCUGCCAGAAUGGCACUGCGGCCUUGCCCUGCUCCCGAACCCCUCCCACUCCAAGUCUCCCUGCUGGCUUGGGAGGCAGCAGAGCCCAGGUCAAGCAGGCAACACCCUGCUGUCACCCCCUGUCCCCUGCCCUCCUGGCUCUUGCUGAAGGACGCGGCCGUCAGCCCUGGUCUAGCCUGAGAACACCCCCCCGCCCCCUAAUGCUGCUGUCCCCUUAUCAAGCAGCCCAGGCCACCCUGUGCCCUGACCCAUGGCAGUGUCAGCCCACCCCUUCCCCCACCACCCAUAGUGCACCAGCCCAGGCAGAGGAAGAGCUGGGGCUCGGAGCACUCAGGAUGGACCAGAGCUGAGGGGUGCUGAAAGCCCUUGGGCGCAGGCUGCUGAGCGGUUCAGCACCCAUGCCCACCCUGGCACUACUCCAGCCUCCUCUGGAGGGGCCAUCUGGUAGUACCGCAGCCCCCACACUGCCCGGACACUCCAUCCUCAUUCUCAUCAUGGGGCCCUGCCCUUUCCACCCUGGCCCGCACUGACUUCCUCCAGGGCUCUGCUUCGUGGGUGGGACGCUGGUGAGCUGGCUUGAUGCCUACUGCAGAGAGUGCUCAGGUGGCCCGUGUGCCCAGCCCUGAGCUGUCUUGAGUCUCUGCAGAGCUUGGGCGCUACCCCUUUCCUGCUCCCUCCACGGUCACUGUGGCUGCUCCAAACUGCACACCACAUUAGGAGACUCCCUGGGCCGGGCCGAGAGGAAGAGGGAGGGGAACACUUGCCCAGGGAGACUCCGCCCCCGGGGGCCACAGCGGGAUGGCAGGAAGCCACUGACCCAAGCAGAGAAGUGGCCCACUUCUGCUCGAAUGCCCAGGUCAGAGGCAGCUGCCUUGAGGCAGCCUGGGGGGACUACUUAUGGCCGGAAGCCCUCACAGGGCCCAGUGCCUUGAGGAGGAGCCGGGCAGCCUGUGUACCUUUCUGGGGUUCCCUGAGACGCGGCACCUUGGGCAUGGGGCUGCCCCAAGUCUGGCAGCAUAGACCCCAGGUAUGGGAGGGGCAGCACCCUUGCAGGAAAUCCGGACCCUCCUAAACCCCAGUUUCCACAAGUGUUAGAAAUCACAGAUACAGUAUGUACUUAAUUACACUAAAUUAUUGCUGGGAUCCUCCAUAAGCACUAAUUAUACCUGAUUAUAGGUUAAAAUAUUUAUUUUGUCAAAAUAUUUUCUUGGGGAUGUGUUUAACCUGUUCUGUGUUCCUGUGUGCCGAGAUGUGAACACUAACCCUCUCUUCUGGCCUGCCUUUCCGGCCAGUGGGCAAGCACAGUCCGACGGGCCGGUGGGCCCCACCUGGCAUGCUGGGGACUGGCAGGCAGACGGAAUGGCAUGCCAGCACAAGGGCUUGCUGCUGGCCUGGGUCAGAGGGAAAAUGAGCAUCCGACUGUCUGUGUCAGCCAGCCUUCAGUGCAAACACCCCUGCUCUCUGAGGAGAGACUAGCCAGUACUAUCUGCCCAUCCCCACCCCCACCCCACCCCAGGUCCAAUGCCAGGCAGGGCAGGGCUGGGGCCCUAUCCCCCUCUGGUGCCGCCUCCAGGCUUGGCUGGGAGAAUGGUGGUGAGGGCUCUGGGUGACCUUGGACCCCCACAGCAGACCACACGCUGCUCCCCACUGUACUCCCCCUCACUCCCACGGCCCCUUCUUCUGCUCAGGGUGCAUCAGGGUGGGCUAUGGCCAUCCAGAGUCCCUGGUCCCCACGACCCUAGAGACAGCCACCAGUGCUGUCGUGGUGGGUCUGGCUCCAGGCGUACUGGAGAGGGGGCAGCUGUGACCCCCCCAGCGACUGCACUGAACCGCAUGAGGCUUCUCGGGACCCGAGGGGCUGCUGGGGAGAGGCACGUGUGGAGCUCAUCAUCCCGAGGCCCCUGGAGCCUGGAUGUCCUGUCCCUGUCAUACAUGUCUGUGGAGGAGCCAGCCGCCCAUUGGCCCCUUUCCGGUGCCAUCUCUCUAGUUUGGGUUCUUGCAUGUAAAAUACCCCGCAAUAAAGACAAGGCAUACACUG